Diospyros lotus (date-plum) is the source of this 2299-nucleotide messenger RNA. Its product is annotated as transcription initiation factor TFIID subunit 10. The transcript has 6 exons. Gene Ontology annotation, molecular function: promoter-specific chromatin binding; RNA polymerase II general transcription initiation factor activity. The record is from RefSeq and is a predicted model, not a curated record. Gene Ontology annotation, biological process: transcription initiation at RNA polymerase II promoter. Gene Ontology annotation, cellular component: nucleus; SAGA complex; transcription factor TFIID complex. Lineage: Eukaryota; Viridiplantae; Streptophyta; Magnoliopsida; Ericales; Ebenaceae. Bases 88 to 498 code for a protein of 136 amino acids.
CAGCCCGUGUUAAAGUCGCCCGAACCCAUUCGAUUAGGGUAUUUAUAUGCCCGCUUGCGAAUUCGAGAAGAGGGGGGCCGAGCAAAGAUGAAUCAGAAUCAGCAAUCAUCCGAAGGCAGGCACGACGACGACGCUAUUCUCACGGAAUUUCUCGCAUCCUUGAUGGACUACACUCCCGCCAUUCCCGACGAAUUGGUGGAACAUUACUUGGCCAAGAGCGGGUUCCAGUGCCCCGAUGUACGAUUAAUCAGGCUGGUAGCUGUUGCUACGCAGAAAUUUAUUAAUGAGGUUGCAACUGACGCCCUUCAGCAAUGCAAGGCAAGGCAGGCAUCUGUUAUCAAGGACAAGAGGGACAAGCAGCAAAAGGAUAAGCGCUUAAUCUUGACUAUGGAUGACCUCUCCAAGGCUCUGCGUGAGUAUGGCGUGAAUGUCAAGCAUCAAGAGUACUUUGCCGAUGCCCCCACAGCGGGGUUGGAUCCUGCUUCAAGAGAUGAGUGAGAUGCUUCUUCACCUAUAUAUAGCAAGUUCUUCAUGGCUGUGAAUUAUACAUACUACCAUGUCACGUUCAAAUGAAGAAGCUUCAUUUCAGUAGUUGCUUAUGUCCGGAAAAUUAUUCCAUUUCAAGGUCUCCUUGCUACAGUUAUCUACUUGUAGGCAUCCUGUUUUCUUAAUCUCUUCUCAAAUUAAACACAAGGAUGUAUAGAAAAUUUGGCUAUCGAUGUGAGAUUGGGUGAGACUCAUGACAAUAUUGUGAUGGAUAAAAUGUCCGACUAUAUAUGUAUAUAUUCAAUAUCAGAAGAAAGCACUCAGUACCACAAUAAAAUACAUAAAAUGAAUAGAAAAUCAUAAAAAUACAAGGCAGAGGGGGACUUUUUUCAAGUAUUUGAUCAUUAGAAAUAAUCAGUGGCUGACAAAUUAACCCUUGAUAGAAAGCAACAUCAGCUUAUCUUCCAGAAAGAUGGAUCAACCGGUCACUGAGAAAGAGAAGUCUUCCUCAGAAUUCAUAGCUCUAGAAGAGUUGAGAUACUCACCUUCACUGGCAUAGGAAGAGUAAUCUUCAUCAAUAUCCCUCUCUUUCAACUCUUCAAUCUUCUCCACAGCCUCCCACACGUCCCAUCUCCUCUCCGCAUUCCACUCGCAGCAACACAUUCCUAUCUUCAGCAGCUUCAGCAUCUCCCCUUCACAAUUCUUCGUCCUCUUCAUGUCUUUGUCGAACACCUCGCCGGUCCACUCCUCUCUCACCACUGAGUUCACCCAGGCCGCUAAAUCUGCGUUGACUCCCUUGUCUUGCCUCAGAUAGUUCGCUGGGAACUUGCCAGUUAGCAUCUCGAGUAUCAGAAUACCGAGGCUCCACACGUCGGUCUUCUUGGUGGUGCGAUCGUGCUCCGUGAACUCAGGUGACUUGUAGGCCACCAUGAACUGCUGCGCGUGUUGUUUGUCCAUCACCGGUGCAAGCGCGUAGUCAGCUAGGAGGGGCUCGAAGGUGUCGUCCACGAGCACGUUGGAUGAUUUUAGGUGGCCAUGGGGCAGUGUCAGGGUAGACAGCUCUUUGUAGAGGUAAGCCAAACCCCUUGCUACUCCUUUGAUGAUCUUCAACCGGGUUGGCCAGUUGAGCCCAGGUUGGUCUAGAUUUCGUUUACCUGACAACAAUAAUAACAUUUAUCUUAUUACAUGGGGUUGCCUAUAAAAUUCUAGUUCGUCAGUCAUUGUGUUCCUUACCAUGGAGGUGGCUUGCUAAACUUCCAUUCUCCACGAAGUCAGAAAUGAAGAGCUUCUCUUCUUUCUUGUAGUAGAAGGCCACAAGAGGCAGCAAGUUAGGGUGUGACAACCUGCCCAGCCUUCUCAUGUGCUCAUGCAAGUCUUCUUUUCCGACGCUACUCAUAUGCCGGAACCGCUUGACAACGAUGGUGGCGUCACCGGUUAGAAGGGUGGCCUUGUAAGAGGAGCCGAAGCCGCCACUACCCAGAACUUCGGCUGAGGCUCUAAGCAAAUCCUGCAACUCAAACUUCUCUGUAUUGCUCCUCACGAAGUAAAGCUUCCCAUGCUGCUGAAGUUGCUGUUGCUGCUCCAUCUGCUGCUUAUGAGCAAACUCUUUCUUAAAAUCGUCGAGUUUGGCCGAUGUGCCUUUCUGAAGCUGGGCCUUUUUCUGGGCUUGUCGCCGGCGAAAGGUGAAAGCUAGACAAAUGGCGGCCAGUGCAACCGCGGCCACCGCUGCGGCAAUGAUGGCAAUUUUUUUGACAGGCUUCUUGGAGGAUUUGCAGGGGGUCGACAGAGGCUCGCCACACAAAUCAAGGUUGCC